UUCUUUGGAGCGGUGACACGUAGCAACCGGGCUUGUACUGGGUCUGGAAUUGAGUUUGGAGGUUACUCGGGGCCUCUGGAAACCCCGCCGCCGCCUCCGCCUCCGCCGCCUCCGCGUCGGGUCGUUUGCCAUGUCGGGCUUUGAUAACGUGAGCCCGGAUUUCUUCCAGACCAGUUACAGCAUCGAUGACCAGUCUCAGCAGACCUAUGAUUAUGGAGGAAGUGGAGGACCUUAUAGCAAACAGUAUGCUGGCUAUGACUACUCGCAACAAGGCCGAUUUGUUCCUCCAGACAUGAUGCAGCCACAACAGCCAUACACUGGGCAGAUUUAUCAACCAACUCAGACAUAUACUCCAACCACAAGCCAGCCAUUCUAUGGAAACAACUUUGAGGAUGAGCCACCAUUAUUAGAAGAGCUGGGAAUCAAUUUUGACCAUAUCUGGCAAAAAACACUGACUGUGCUGCAUCCAUUAAAAGUAGCAGAUGGCAGCAUCAUGAAUGAGACUGACUUGGCAGGACCCAUGGUUUUCUGCCUUGCCUUUGGAGCCACGUUGUUACUGGCUGGCAAAAUCCAGUUUGGCUAUGUAUAUGGGAUCAGUGCAAUUGGCUGUCUAGGAAUGUUUUGUUUGUUAAACUUGAUGAGUAUGACAGGUGUUUCAUUUGGUUGUGUGGCAAGUGUCCUUGGAUAUUGUCUUCUUCCCAUGAUCCUACUUUCCAGCUUUGCAGUAAUAUUUUCUUUACAAGGAAUGAUAGGAAUCAUUCUCACUGCUGGGAUUAUUGGAUGGUGUAGUUUUUCUGCUUCCAAGAUUUUUAUUUCUGCACUAGCCAUGGAAGGACAGCAGCUUCUAGUAGCAUAUCCUUGUGCUUUGUUAUAUGGAGUCUUUGCCCUGAUUUCUGUCUUUUGAACUGAAUUUAUCUGGGAUGCAGACAUCAGAGGGCCAAAAAGGACUUUGAACUCUAAAAUUGGACCAGCAAACAGCUGCAGAGCAACUUUCAAGAUUUCCAGUAGACUGUGGGAGACUGGAAGUGAACAUGUGUCUUUUGUUCAUUUUUAUAGAACAUCCAAAUACUGUAUGGAUUUCCCUGCAGUGUGGCUAGCUUUAAUUGUUUGUGUUUAUACAGAAAAGAAGUGCUAUUUCUUUCCUGAUCUUGCAGCCUUUGAAAAACAACUUUUUUCCUUAAAAAUUACAUUUUUGAUAGAUUUUUAUCAACUAGGAAACCAACCACAAAGCUGAUAGUCUUUCUUAAAAACAGUGCAGUUAUAGUAAACAAGAAAUAAGUCUUACUGCACAAGUCUUUUCCAAGGACUUAGAAAAGUUACUAUGGUCUCAAGUUAGUACAUUACAACAGAAAUCUGUAUGCAGGGUUUUGUGAGUUUGCACUUCAGAAACUUGACAUUCCUAUAAAUUAUCUCAAGAAUUUUUGGUAAAAAUCAGAGACAUGAGAAAUUCACAGUCUACAUUAUUGUAGACAUGAAAUGUGGAUAGCUGCUUAGAUUCAAUGUUAACAUCAACUGGCCACAUUAAUGCUUAGUUGGAUCUCCAUGUUUCCCAGAAGAAAGGAAAUUGCUAACAUUUUGAGGAAAAUUUGAAAUUUUACAAUUCGGUAUUGCAGUUAUUGUAAAAUUUAUUUGAUGCUUAUUAAUUAAAACUUUCCCAAUUACA
Messenger RNA from Dipodomys spectabilis (banner-tailed kangaroo rat), 1663 nucleotides. It is a transcript of the gene Yipf5, whose product is annotated as Yip1 domain family member 5. Gene Ontology annotation, cellular component: membrane; trans-Golgi network. The transcript is spliced from 6 exons. Lineage: Eukaryota; Metazoa; Chordata; Mammalia; Rodentia; Heteromyidae. Gene Ontology annotation, biological process: regulation of ER to Golgi vesicle-mediated transport; vesicle fusion with Golgi apparatus; endoplasmic reticulum to Golgi vesicle-mediated transport. Bases 131 to 904 code for a protein of 257 amino acids. The record is from RefSeq and is a predicted model, not a curated record.